Penicillium digitatum Pd1 is the source of this 972-nucleotide messenger RNA. The record is from RefSeq and is a predicted model, not a curated record. Lineage: Eukaryota; Fungi; Ascomycota; Eurotiomycetes; Eurotiales; Aspergillaceae.
AUGAGCUCUGUGGUCCAGCAACUUGAGACAGUUGCGGUCUCUGAUCCUGCCUACCAGAAUGGCGACCCCACAAAUCAGCAGCUUCCCCCCGCCCCCUCAAGCGGGCCUCCAGUCGAUCAACUAUGUAGCGCUGGUUCGACUCCCGCUGAGGAAAAGAACGACCCAGCUAGCUUCACCCCGCUCCCAUACAAUCCAGCCGCCCCAGCUGCCCCAGAGCCAAUCCAAUACCGCGAGAAGACCCCACCGCCAGAGGACGGGAUAAGCGGCACAGGCCUCGAAGCCGCAGUGGCAGCCGAUAAUGGCAUUCCAUAUACGCCCCCGCACCAAAUGAUGGGUGGUGCAGGAGUCGUGGGUGGAUAUGCAUCCCCGCCCCCCUCAACCCCGGUAUUGCAAUACGCAGGCCCUCCAGUUGCAGCGCCACCGGUAUUCGCCUCUCCUCCGCCUAGUGCGGGACUACAACAUUCAAACGCUUUUUCCACUGCUCAACCCUCGGUCCACAGCCCCGGAAGGCCUGCCCCUUCAUAUUCGCAGUCCUUCCUCGCUGGACAGGGGGGUCCGCAGUAUAACGCGAGCCGGCAAGGCCCAAUGACAUUUGCUCCGCCGCCGCAGGAUCCGAAUGCCUAUAUAUAUGAUCAGCAGGUCUAUGGGGCUUCCCAGCCCCCGGCCCAGUCGCCACCUCAGUAUCAGGCCGGGGUGACAGCACCAGUAGGUGGGUUCUCAAACUACCUGUAUGACCAGACCAGAUCGCAGAAGCAGCAGCAGCAGCAGCAACACCAGCGUGCUGGUUCUGAAUAUGAUAUCCAUAGCCAGCUGUAUAGACCCACUGAGAUGGAGGCUAGCUCUCGCUACCAGAAAUAUGCACAGAAGGCCAUGAAAAAUCCCGGACAGCGGCCGAGGAAAUUGGAGGACACAGCAGAGCGCUUGGAGGGUGGUGUGAACAGGUUCCUGAAGAAGCUUGAGAGGAGAUUCUGA